AUGUUCUCGUGCUGCUGCGCGGACAACCGCGAGGACAUCCAGUCCUCGGAGAUCACCACGCUACCAGCUGACGCACAUUGUGGCGAGGAAUCCCGCGUCGAUGUCCGAUCGGAUGACGUAGCCAGCACCGCCACCCCCCCGUCAGGCGCGGCAGACGGCAAAGCGGAAGAAUCCAAACCCCAGAGAGCCCCCAUCAAGGGGGGCGUCUUCAAGCCCCCUCCGAAGCGCGAGGAGCCGCCUGCUCCUGUUCCCAUGACCCUGCCCAAGUCCGACCACGCCAGACGGUCUUCCGUUCCUAUCGAGGCCGAGCUGGGCUCCGGUGCCUAUCUGGUGUACGAACAGGAAACUAACUCCCUGUAUGCCCAGUGGAGUCGCGUUCCGGUGGAAGGCGCUGUGGCGUGGCUGCGGCCUCUGGUACAAGUCCCCGGUCACAAAUUCAACUUGAACAAGGGGAAGUGCGUUCUCACAAAGGAGGCGCAGAACACGGAGAAAUAUUGUGGAGCGUGGGUCACCUUCUUGAAAAUCACGCGGGAAUACCCGUCGAAGCUCAUGCUGAUGGAUAACUUCGAGGCGAGCGGCGCCCCUCCAGUGCAGGUCCUCAUUUUAGAAAACCCCCUUGAUGACCCCGGCAAAACCGUUACGAAGAAAUUGUCCAGCUACGGAGUGCUUUACGAUAUGAUGAAGAACGUGAAAGCGGUUGCGGUGGUUCCAGCGACCAGCACACUUAUCCCGCUGGAUGAGCCCAUGGAAAUCAAGAUAUUCCUCCAGCGAGGAACUGGCGAGGGUGCAGCUGUGGGAUUUGACAGUAUGAAUGCGUAG
Messenger RNA from Besnoitia besnoiti, 819 nucleotides. RefSeq lists its product as uncharacterized. NCBI's taxonomy places the organism in Eukaryota, Apicomplexa, Conoidasida, Eucoccidiorida, Sarcocystidae. The record is from RefSeq and is a predicted model, not a curated record. Bases 1 to 819 code for a protein of 272 amino acids. The transcript has 3 exons.